GUGGGGAGAAGGAGGAAGGCGCUGACGGGCAGUGAUGGCGGCGGGUGAUGGGGACGUGAAGCUAGGCACCCUGGGGAGUGGCAGCGAGAGCAGCAGCAACGGCGGCAGCGAGAGCCCGGGCGGCGCAGGAGCAGAAGGGGGUGGCUGGGCGGCAGCGGCGUUGGCGCUUCUGACGGGGGGCGGGGAGAUGCUGCUGAACGUGGCGCUGGUGGCGCUGGUGCUUCUGGGGGCCUACCGGCUGUGGGUGCGCUGGGGGCGGCGGGGUAUUGGGGCCAGGGCCGGGACGGGCGAGGAGAGCCCCGCCGCCUCUCUGCCUCGUAUGAAGAAGCGGGACUUCAGCUUGGAGCAGCUGCGCCAGUACGACGGGUCCCGCACCCCGCGCAUCCUACUCGCGGUCAAUGGGAAAGUCUUCGACGUGACCAAAGGCAGCAAGUUCUACGGCCCGGCUGGUCCAUAUGGAAUAUUUGCUGGAAGGGAUGCCUCCAGAGGACUAGCAACAUUUUGCCUAGAUAAAGAUGCACUUAAAGAGGAAUAUGAUGAUCUCUCAGAUUUGAAUGCUGUACAAAUGGAGAGUGUGCGAGAAUGGGAAAUGCAAUUUAAAGAAAAAUAUGAUUAUGUAGGCAGACUCCUAAAACCAGGGGAAGAACCAUCAGAAUAUACAGAUGAAGAGGAUACCAAGGAUCACAAUAAACAGGAUUGAACUUUGUAAACAACCAAAGUCAGGGGCCUUCAGAACUGCAACUCUUACUCUUUCACAGAAUGUCCAGCGUCCUUGGGUUGGUUCACCUGCUGCAAAAAACAUUCAACAGAUUGUGUACAAGCUAAAUGAGUCUCCGGUGAAGAUUUGAAUACUAGACCUUAUUUCUGCUGCCACACUCCCUUGUUGCAGUUGUUUUUAAUGUCUGGUGGGGCUUCAUCAUCCUAAAAAGGAGACAGGGAUUUUUUAAAGAGCAAGAAAGUCAUGAGGUUACUCUUUCUUUUCUUUUUUUUAAAUCAGCGACAACCAGAUAUGUGUUUGCUACUUAAGUGUACAAAUCUCCUCAAAAAAACCAGCAAGGGACUGCUGUUCCAUGUGCUGUGUUUCUGUUUUAACAUUGAGGGCAAGAGGAGGCCUGGGCAGGAGAGGUGGGAGCACACAUCCAUUGGAGUAGUUUAGGCUACUGAAACAUGACAAUGUGAAUUCCCAGACUUUCUUUUUGCAUUUUGUUAGGGAAAAGGAAAAAACCUUUGUUUCUAAAUCUUUGGAAAUUCGAAGGGGUUUCAAGUGGAUUUAAGUGAAAGCUAUUCCCCAACAGUAAGAACAUUUAAAACUAGUUUUAUUCCUUCCCUGCCCCUACAUCAAAUCAAUAUUAAUUGUGCCUUAUUUCACUUAUAUAGACUUGAAUUAUUUUUAGGGAAAGCCCCUAUGUGAAUUCAGAAGUCACUACAAGCAGCAUUAAGACUGAAAUUGAAAUAUUCUGUUGACUGCAAAACCUUGAUGUCAUUCUGUGUAUAUAGAAUGUAAAAGGAAUAUUCAGUGUUACUGCCAUAUAUGUUAAUAUACACAAACUUAAUUAGCAUUGUAAUGGCCAAAUGCAUUCCCCCCAUGCUUUUGUCUUUUCAAAAGAAAAUUGAAAAACAAAUCAACACCUCUGUCCCCCAACAGCUGCCUCAGUUUAGGAAUCUGACUCACGUCUCACUGGUGUGGGUUCAUGGGGCUGUAGUAUGGGUGUUGUAUGGGUGUGUCUGACUGUGUGUGAGAGCGCCUUGGAAGGGACUUGCAGAUACUGUAAAUACCAGUACCGUUUUAAUAAAGCAUGUACAAUAAACCAAA
Messenger RNA from Manis javanica (Malayan pangolin), 1813 nucleotides. RefSeq names its product progesterone receptor membrane component 2 (gene PGRMC2). Lineage: Eukaryota; Metazoa; Chordata; Mammalia; Pholidota; Manidae. The record is from RefSeq and is a predicted model, not a curated record. Gene Ontology annotation, cellular component: endomembrane system; membrane; endoplasmic reticulum.